GCUACGGUGAUCACUGUGCGUGCGUUGCUGACAGGACCCAGCUGACUGGACCCUCUUUUUCUGUAAUUUCUACUGGCUGCAAGCUGCAUCGGAAGGACCCGGGGAGACCCUCAAGCUACGCAAUGGACAAGCUCUUUAUCUCUGGAGAAAGGAACUGUGUCUCUAAUCAUUUUACUGAAUUCUGACGUUAUCUCAAGUUUAAUUCUGAAUUCACAGGAGGCAGUGACCUUGGAAGAUGUUGCUGUGAACUUUACCAUGGAGGAAUGGGCUUUGCUGAAUCCAUCCCAAAAGAAGCUCUACAGAGAUGUGAUGUUGGAAACAUUUAUGAAUAUGACUGCUAUAGGAAGGACAUGGGACAACCAGCAAACUGAAGAAGAACGCAAAAGUUGCUCAAAAAAUCUAAGUAAUAAUGAGGUAGCAAAAUGGUAUCAAUAUAAAUCUUGGAAUCAAUAUGGAAACGUAUUUCUUCAGUCUCCAGAUGCUAAUGUGGACAUGCAACAAGCUGCUUUACAACCAGCUGAAAGCCUUGCUUGUAGAAGGCCCCUAAUAGGACAUUUAUUGCAAAAUGUGCCCAUUUUACCUCACAUUGGCCUGAAACUAGAUGAGUAUUUGGUAUUGCAUGACAAACUGAGUAAAUGUAGUAAACAUGGAGAAAGCUGCAAUGAUUUCCAGUCCUUUCUGAAUCACACAGUGACAAAGACUGGAGAAAAAUGCUGUCAAUAUGAGCAAUGUGGGAAUACCUGCUCUGAAGGUAGUAAAAGAACUCACCCUGGAGAGAAGACCAUUGUAGCUAAAAAAAGUGUUAAAGCGUCUAAUGGUGUUCAGAUCCAUGAAAGUAUUUAUGCUGGUAAGAACCCAUAUGUAUGCAAGCAAUGUGGGAAGACUUUCAGUACUCAAAAUUCAUGUGAAAGUCAUGAAAGAUUUCACAUUGAAGAAGAAACCUACAUAUGCAAGCAGUGUGGAAAAGGAUUUGUUGAUAAGCCUGCAUUUCAUAGGCAUAGACAAACACAUACUGGUGAAAAACCUUAUGUGUGUAAGCACUGUGGGAAAGCAUUCAGUACACACAGUAAGUGUCAAAGACAUGAAAGAAUUCACACUGGGGAGAAACUAUAUGUAUGUAAGCAUUGUGGAAAAGCAUUUACUACAAAGAAUUAUUAUAACAUACAUGAAAAAAUUCACACAGGAGAAAAACCUUAUGUUUGCAAGCAAUGUGGGAAAGCAUUCACUAUGCAGAUUACCUGCAAAACACAUGAAAGAAUUCACACUGGGGAGAAACCCUAUGUAUGUAAGCAGUGUGGAAAAGCAUUCAGUGUACACAGUACCUGGCAACGCCAUGAAAGAAUUCACACUGGAGAGAAAUCCUAUGUAUGUAAGGAAUGUGGAAAAGCAUUCAGCACACCCAGUCACUGCCGAAGACAUGAAAGAACUCACACUGGGGAGAAACCUUACGUAUGUAAACAAUGUGGGAAAGCAUUCACUACACACCGUUUUUGUCAAAUACAUGAAAGAAAUCACACUGGGGAAAAACCUUAUGUGUGCAAGGACUGUGGAAAAGCAUUCAGUAGAAAGAGUUCUUAUAACAUACAUGAAAAAAGUCACACAGGGGAGAAACCUUAUGUAUGCAAGCAAUGUGGAAAAGCAUUUCCUACAAAGAGUUACUGUAACAUACAUGAAAAAAUUCACACGGGGGAAAAACCUUAUGUUUGCAAACAAUGUGAGAAGGCAUUUCCUACACACAAGGAAUGUCAAAGACAUGAAAGAACUCACAGUGGGGAGAAACCUUAUGUGUGCAAGGAGUGUGGGAAAGCAUUCACUACACGCAGAUAUUGUCAAAUACAUGAAAAAAAUCACACAGGGGAGAAACCUUAUGUGUGCAAGCACUGUGGUAAAGCAUUCACUAUACUCAAAUAUUGUCAAACACAUGAAAGAACUCACACUGGGGAGAAACCUUAUGUGUGUAAGCAAUGUGGAAAAGCAUUCACUAGAAAGAGUUCUUAUAACACACAUGAAAAAGGUCACAGAGGAGAGAAACCUUAUGUGUGCAAACAAUGUGGGAAGGCGUUCACUACACGCAUAUAUUGUCAAAGACAUGAAAGAAUUCACACAGGUGAGAAGCCCUAUGCAUAUGAGCCAUGUGGCAAAAGAUUUGCUAGUAAGUCCUCAUAUUAUGUACAUAGAUCUCACACUUUGUAUAUAAGCAAUGCACAGAAAGCAUUCAGUGAAGACAGUUUUUAUCAACUAUACGGAAGUCACUGGGGAGAAAUCCUAUAUAUGUAAGUCUAUUGUGAAAAUUCCUCAUAUAGUACAGACCUGUGGAUAUUAAAUGAAAAAUUUGAUGUCAAUAUUUCUUCAUAAAUUUUCCAGAAAAUACAUUCCCAGAUGAGAUAUCCAAGAAUGUAUUCCUUCUGUGCUUUUCAGUAAAUCACUUGUAAAUAUCUGAACUAUGUUUUUACUAUAAAAAUAUUGACAUAAUAUAUUUUUGUGCAAGCCAUUGUCUUUAAACUAUAAUAUCUUCUAAUUAAACAAGGGGAAUUAAAAUGUAUUUCUCAUUUCCAUGUAGGGUUAGUAUUUAUGUAGUUCUGAUUUUGUUUUGUCUUUACUAUUAGGAGGACUAAGCCACUAAAAAAUAAAAUUUAUUAAUUGUUUUUUAAUU
Messenger RNA from Chinchilla lanigera (long-tailed chinchilla), 2653 nucleotides. RefSeq names its product zinc finger protein 878-like. Gene Ontology annotation, cellular component: nucleus. Gene Ontology annotation, biological process: regulation of immune system process; regulation of cytokine production; negative regulation of transcription by RNA polymerase II. The record is from RefSeq and is a predicted model, not a curated record. Lineage: Eukaryota; Metazoa; Chordata; Mammalia; Rodentia; Chinchillidae. Gene Ontology annotation, molecular function: DNA-binding transcription factor activity, RNA polymerase II-specific; RNA polymerase II transcription regulatory region sequence-specific DNA binding. The transcript is spliced from 5 exons. The coding region runs from base 256 to 2277 and encodes 673 amino acids.